Dicentrarchus labrax (European seabass) is the source of this 2627-nucleotide messenger RNA. It is a transcript of the gene rhoub, whose product is annotated as ras homolog family member Ub. The record is from RefSeq and is a predicted model, not a curated record. The coding region runs from base 212 to 943 and encodes 243 amino acids. Gene Ontology annotation, molecular function: GTP binding; GTPase activity. The transcript is spliced from 3 exons. Gene Ontology annotation, biological process: small GTPase-mediated signal transduction. Lineage: Eukaryota; Metazoa; Chordata; Actinopteri; Moronidae.
CUCUCAUUGUAAACUACAGAGCCCCAGUCUGUAGUCCUGGUGGAAAUCUGUCACAGUGGAUUUGGCAGCGCGCAGGAGAGGAGCAGAGGUUUUACGCACGCUUGCGAUCAUAAGCAUUUGGCAAACUUUGUAUUAGACAGGGGAUCCUGUUCUCAUGGUGGGUCCUUCAGCUGCCUGUCGAGGAGAGCGCAGUCAAGUGCUGGCUGAUUGAAUGUCACCCCCAGUCACAAUGGAUUACGGACGGACCAUGGCUCCUCCUGUCCCUCCGCACAAGGCUACAGCAGCCCGGACAGGGCAGGCGCAGGAGCGGCUGCUGAAAUGCAUCCUGCUCGGAGACGGAGCGGUGGGCAAAACCAGCCUGGUGGUCAGCUAUACAACGAAUGGCUACCCAACCAAAUACGUCCCUACUGCAUUCGAUGACUUCUCAGCUGUGGUUCAGGUGGAUGGAAGCCCGGUUCGACUACAGUUGUGUGACACUGCAGGACAGGAUGAGUUUGACAAACUCCGCCACUUCUGCUACAGCCGGACUGACGCCUUGCUGCUCUGCUUCAGCGUGGUCAGCCCCGCCUCUUUUCAAAACGUCUGGGAGAAGUGGGUCCCUGAAAUCCGCCGCCGCUGCCCUCUCACGCCCAUCCUCCUCGUAGGUACACAGUGUGACCUGCGGCAGGAUGUCAAAGUGCUGAUUGAGCUGGCAAGGCGCAGGGAGAGGCCGGUGCUAGAGGAGGACGCCAGGGCGCUGUCAGAAAAAAUUGGGGCAGUGACGUACAUUGAGUGCUCGGCGCUGACACAAAAGAAUCUGAAGGAGGUCUUUGAUGCAGCCAUCGCUGUGGGGCUGCGACACUCUGACAGGAGAGCCAGGCGAGAGAGGAAGGUCCGCAGCACAGCCGAUAAGAUGAAGAUGCUCUCCAAGUCCUGGUGGAAGAAGUAUGUGUGCGUCCAGUAGGCAGGGAGGAUCCGAUUGGCCCGGUGACUGAUGAUAAAACUGGAACUGCUGACUUAUUGGCGGGGACUGAGUUGGAUGUAAGGACUAUUUUUACGUUCAGCUGGAUGACCCCAGAUGUGGCAGCCAGAAUGACUUUAAUUCAGCGGAGCAAUAGUUCAACAGAGGCAGUGUGCCUGCCUGAGCUGUAGAGUGGGGAUAUUUUCCAUUGUUGAUGCCUAAAAGACAGAUAGCAUAAGGCUGUAACCACUGUCUGCUCCUCAGAGCCAGUCUGAACUGUUAAAUAUGACUGUGACCAGCAUUCAACCAAAAAUUAUGGAGCUAAUAAAGUUUUAUGGCGCAUGGACUGCAUAUCAUACUGGACGUGUCCAAAGGAAAUGUGAGCUGAUUUAGAGGGGAGGUGUUCAGACGGUGAUGUUAUGUACUAAAAGUAUACUCUCCCUGUUUGUCUGAUUUGAUACCCUUCUUUAACUAAAUAUAUUAUUUCCUGUGUUAUACACUGUAAUUAAGCCCCCAACACAUCUGAUAGAUCAUUUUUAUUUUACUGAAAUCAGAAUAUAAAGUUAAUAUGAGCUGCUCAGCUUAAACCCCCAAUCGAAGAUGCAAUAAUUUUACUGUUGAAAGUCAAAGCCAGUCGUGCACCUUGUAUUUUGAAUGAGAACUUGUUCAACUAAUUCUCUUUCGGAUUACAAUCAAAUGUAAAUGAGUAUAAAUUCUUCUUAAAUCUAUUAAGUUCUGGGGAUGUGAAACUGUGGGUUGAACAUGUUGUAGUCCAGCCAUUCAGUUCUGUAUAACUGCAAGCUGGUGCAGGGAUUUCUCUACUGUGCCACAUUUUGAAGUGUUGAUACAGCUGCCACACAGCUAGAGGUCUGCAAGCUCCUCACCAAUACACACUUACUACGGUCGAUUGAUGCUACAAAACAUGGAAGGUUUAGAAGUUUCAGUCAUUCACUUUGACUGAAAAGCUUCAUUUAAGUGUAAAAUAAAGCCUGUUUGAUAGUAUUUAGAGCUUAACUAAUACAAGGUUGCAGCAAUAAGUUGGGUGGUACCACUGUACAUUGCACUUAUCACAGACAGUCUAAACACAUCACUGAAGACUUGCCAUGCAAUGGCCUUUGGACCAGUGGUGUGAAUUAGAUAUAGAGCAGGUAAAUGCGUCUGUGGUGCUUGAGAUUUGGGUUUACUCAGAGUCACUGGAACCGAUCUGCAUGUUCCCUGCACCACUGGUUUGGAUGAUCACAGGGUCAGUCAUUGUACUCAGAGCCUUAAACAGAUAAUUACCAGUCUUUGUCGGUCAGUAUAUCGGAGCUCUCUCCUCUUUUUGAAAUGAUACAGUAAAUGAGGUGAAAUCACCAAAGAGAUUGAUUCUAUGUUUGCUUCUUAUUUUUCAGAAGCCUGUCAUUCAGCUCUGUCUAUUUAUCUGUUCCUUCUGGGCCAAUAACUGAUCAACAGCAAUAAAGAGCAGAUGCAUGGAAUAUUUUAUGUCAUUAUGUAUGUUACAUAGUAAUCAUUUAUGAUGUUUGUAAUGUCAUCAGGAUAAAUCUGUGUGUACAUAUAUAAGCGACUCAGUCAUUGGCUGUGCUGUCCAACUCUAAAUGGUACUUAACAUUAUGAGUGUUUCAGUUGGUGUCUGAGAGCAGUUUGUUGAGCUGUAUGAGCGGAACAAAAUAAAAUGUGAAAUAUUUAA